UCCCACGCGGCCACGCACCGCGCAACGCUCCGCCCCAAAAGGCCAGACAACGCCCGUUGCGCCGCCUCCCAAACUCCGCCUCCUCCUCCUCCGCUGCACCCCCGCAAAAACCCUAGCGCACCGACUUCGCGAUCUCCGCGCCGCAGCCAUGAAGGGCAAGGCCGACGCCUCCAAGAAGGGCGAGGGCAGGCUCAAGGCCGCCGGCGGCGCCGGGAAGCGGAAGAAGGCCGCCGCUAGCGGCAAGCCGAAGCGCCCGCCGUCUGCUUUCUUCGUCUUCAUGUCUGAGUUCAGGCAGGAGUACCAGGCAGCGCAUCCUGACAACAAGAGUGUCGCCGCCGUGAGCAAGGCUGCAGGGGAGAAGUGGCGAGCUAUGUCUGAGCAAGAGAAGGCACCUUAUGUGGACAAGGCUGGCCAAAAGAAGCAGGACUACGAGAAGACCAAGGCCAACUUCGAUAAGAAGGAGAGCACAAGCUCAAAGAAAGCUAAGACCCAUGAUGAUGGAGAAGGCUCUGACAAGUCCAAGUCUGAGGUCGACGAUGACCAGGAUGGUGGUAGCGAUGAGGAAAAUGAGGACGAUGAAGAGUAAAUAGUGUAUCCGGGGGCAUGAGGUAGCAAACUGUGUCUUAGGUCCCCUAUUAGCUUUACUAGUUUGCUAUCUUCGACCCUAAGAUGUUGGGAAUAGGCGUGCGUGGGUGUGAAGGGGGACCGUUUAGAAUUAUGGUACUCAGAAUGUUUUCCUACAGUGGAUUAGCAAAGAAAAAGCCUGAAUGCCGCCUGCUGUUCUGUUGCUUUUCUUUUGCUAACCACUUGUCACAGAACUUUGUUUCAUUUGCUAAUCUAGUAGCAAUUCAGUUAGCUUUCUUUUCGUUAAUUUCGUUAA
This is a messenger RNA of Oryza sativa Japonica Group (Japanese rice), 880 nucleotides long. RefSeq names its product HMG1/2-like protein. The record is from RefSeq and is a predicted model, not a curated record. Lineage: Eukaryota; Viridiplantae; Streptophyta; Magnoliopsida; Poales; Poaceae.